AGGAGCAGAGAAAAGAGGCCACAUCAGGCACCUUUGAUUAUUGAAUCCAUCAUGUAAUUCAUGACAUAUUUAAUGUUGUAUUGCUGAGUGUAAAGGAAGAGUGGUGCCAUAGCAGCACCCUGCAGCUGUCAGAGAAUCACGGCUCUGUGCUUGUGUCGUGCAGGAACCGGGCGGACGUUAGGACCCGUGGAGUCACUCCUGUGGAAUAAUAAAAGUUGGAGGAUCCGUCGACGUGCGACGGAGUCAAAGUGUGUCUGGACCCUGCUGCUGCUGUGUGCACGUUGCAGUGGUGCAGCAGCAGCAGAAGCAGAAGCAGAGUGUGUAUCGGGGUGUGAGUGUAUGUGUCCGCCGCUGGGUGUCUUCACUCUGCAGCCUGAUCUGCUCUGUCUGUGUUUUCCGGAAGACAGGGUGUGAAACAUGGGACAGAGCUCCGGACAGCAGCUGAUCCUGAAACACACCUAACAGAGGAGAGCCUCCAUCACUGGUGCUGCCAGGGACACAGUCAGACCGGACCUGGCUGAUCCGUGCGGACCGGGAGGCUGCUGCUGCGUGUUCGGCUCUGCUGAGACCCAGAUCUCUGUGACUGCAGCCUGGCCGAGGUCACGUUGAUGCUGGUGGGCACUCCAGGGCUCUCUCACUGCCACCUGCUCCUGCACCGCUCCCACCUACUCACCCGCCAUGGCUAUGAGCAGUGACCCUGGCUGUGAGAGGCUGGACCCCGACUCUUCCACACAGGCCAGUAGUCUCACAGACAUCAUGGCUGCCAUGACCACAAAAGACUUGGAUGGCUCAGCUGCCAACAGCACGAGGAGCAGUGGGGCUCAGCAGGACGGGGCUCAGGGCAAGAGGACACACCCAAUGCGGCCUCACCUGACUGGGAGGAAGCUGUCGCUGCAGGAGAGGGGUACCUACCUGUCAGGCUCUGGAGGAAGCUACACCCACAUUUCCCCUCGUGUGGCUCGCAGGCCCACAGUGGAGUCUAAACGUGUCUCCAUAUCAGACUCUCAGGACUGUAUCCAACUGAACCAGUAUAAGCUGAAGAGUGAGAUUGGAAAGGGCUCUUACGGUGUGGUCAAACUUGCCUACAAUGAAGAUGAUGACAAACACUAUGCCAUGAAGUUGGUGUCCAAGAAGAAGUUAAUGAAGCAGUGUGGUUUCCCACGUCGCCCACCCCCAAGAGGACCAAAAGCAGCCCAGGGGGAGCAUCCCAAAAUCUUAGGACCCUUGGAAAGGGUCUACCAAGAGAUUGCCAUCCUUAAGAAACUGGACCAUGUCAACAUUGUAAAGUUGGUGGAGGUGCUAGACGACCCAUCGGAGGACAACCUUCACAUGGUGUUUGAGCUGAUGCGUAAGGGUCCAGUGAUGGAGGUGCCCACAGAUGAACCUUUGUCAGAAGAGCAGGCUCGCUUGUACUUCAGAGACGUCAUCCUGGGCAUGGAGUACUUGCACUACCAGAAGAUUGUCCACCGGGACAUCAAGCCAUCUAACUUGUUACUGGGGGACGACGGCCAUGUGAAGAUAGCAGACUUUGGGGUCAGCAACCAGUUUGAGGGCAACGACGCUUUGCUAUCCAGCACUGCUGGUACUCCUGCAUUUAUGGCACCAGAGACCUUGUCAGAUAAGCGCAAGAGUUUCAGCGGCAAAGCACUGGAUGUGUGGGCCAUGGGAGUUACCCUCUACUGCUUCGUCUUUGGGAAGUGCCCGUUUAUUGACGAGUACAUAUUGGCUUUGCACAAUAAGAUAAGGACCAAGCCUGUGGAUUUCCCAGAGACACCAAAGAUCAGUGAAGAGCUGCGGACUCUGCUCUUGCGAAUGCUAGAUAAAAACCCAGACACCAGGAUCACCCUUCCUGAGAUCAAGAUGGACCAGUGGGUGACACAGGGAGGCACUGACCCCUUGCCACUGGAGGAGGAUCACUGCUCGGUGGUGGAGGUUACAGAGGAGGAUAUCCAGAACUCAGUGAAGUUUGUUCCUAGCCUCUCUGCAGUGAUUUUGGUAAAAGCCAUGCUGAGGAAACGCUCCUUCAGUAACCCCUUUGAGUGUCCGAGCAGGCGGGAGGAGAGGUCCAUGUCUGCACCAAGCAGUCUGCUUAUGGACUCGUGGCCCUUCCGGCCCACUUUAAAACUUCACCCCUCACUCAGAAAGGGCAGCACAGGAGAAGGACCAAGAGAAGGAGAACUGGAGGACUUACAUGAAGACGAACCAUCCUCUUGAGUCUUAAUGACACUCCUGUAAACAGAGCUUUGUCUUAAAUACCAUCUGCUUUACAUCCCUUUGACUGAACCACUGCGCACUCAGGCCUUCUUCCAAGCUUUUCUUUCAAGUUAGUGACACAAUAUCAGUCUGUACGUGUGAGACUUAAAAACUCAAGCUUUUUAAUCUUACGUAUUGCUUGUGUUAACAUUCAGUUGAUCAGACUUGAUUUUCCUUUUGCUUCCAGUUAGCCUGAGAAAACCUGCUUUUACCCCCAUUUUUGCCACUCCACUGUGGAGUUUGCAAGUUUAAUCUUUCUUGUCGUAACGGCUCAACCACUUACUGUUGUGACUGGCAUCAGUGGACCAUUAGAGGAACUCUUCCAAUCCUCUGGAUCAUUACCAGUUCAAAUCAGUGUUGCAAGAAAAGAUGAGAACAUGCUUGUCAGUGGGGUUUACACUGUUGUUAAAAAAAAAAAAAAGAAAACUUUUUUUUUAAUCUUCAUGCAUGGUGAAUAAUUAGACAUGUUCAUCAGACAAUCUACAGCCAUCUGUCACCGUCACAAGAAGAAAAGACUUCAGCAUGUACAUGACAUUGUAUUGUCUCUUCAGUGAACUUGAGGGCUUUUAUUUCCUGGUCAGUGGUCAGUCAUUUUAAGAUUGUACAUAGACGUCUUGAAGUGUGUUCUGUGUGACUGUCAUGCCCCUUUUCUUGUAUCUGUGCCAUUGAUCACUUUUUUAAAAGCAAGGUCAUAAAGGUCCUUUCUGCGCUGCGUUCACAGACAUGGACUGGCACAACUUCUCUGAUUCUUUGGCUGUCGGAUGACGGUGGCUUUGCUGUGCUUGAAAACAUCUCAAAAUGACGUUCUCUGCCAUGUGAUUUGUAAUUAUGUUUGUGUUAGGGGUCAUUUCACGCUUCUUCUCCUGCUCCAACUUUUCUGCAUUGUCUGAUGAGUUCUCCUCUCCAACACUGUUGAGUUUGAUGUGUCGCUAUUGUGACAGAAAUUGGCACAUUUUGAAGUGUAUCUUGUUUGGACGGUGAGUGUGAAGAGAUGGAAAAAAAAUAAUGCGAUUGCCUAUGCUGUGUGUAUAUCCAAUUUAAAACAUAUUAUUAUACAACGUUCUUGGAUGCAGAGUGGAUUUUAAAGCAUAAGUAAUCUCAGUGUUCAAACUACACAUCGAUGAGUUCCCUUGCAGAAAACACUGAAUGAACUCAUAUGAGGUUAUCUAACGUAAAGCGAGUGCAACAAAUUUUUCAGAGGGAAAGCUGUGCAUGUUUGCUUUUUGCUCUAGACAGUGACCUUUUUUUUUUAGCAAAACAGAGAAGGUUCUUUUUAUUUUUUAAUGCCCAACAUUUUUAUGCCAGUAAUCUCUUGUGGGAUUAAUUUUUUAAAAAAAACAAAGGAAUCAGGUCGCAGUCUGUGGCUCUGGUGUGCACAGUGAGUCAUUAAAGUGCACUCUGCCAAAAUAGACCUUAUCCUUUUUGUUAGGAGAAUUUGGAUGUUGCAAUUAUGAGAAAACUAUCUCAUACUUACAGGACAAUGCACAGUAGACUAGUGGUGCAGGAACACUACAGAACCUGCCUGAGAAUAUUCAGCGUCAUCCAGUGAUUGUCAAUUAAGCAAAUGAUACAAAGCAAACAAAAAACAACAACAACAAACAGCGGAUUUGGUGUACUUGACUCCCCAAAUGUGCACAAUUAUAAGCUAUUGUUGCAGCGUAUAGAGCAGCAUUAUGCUUAUUGUUUCUAGAAAUAGAUUUCAUUUGUUCACACAGAUGAAGACUUUAAAUGUGACUCUUUUUUUUUAGAAUACUCAUUAUGAAAGAGCAAGUCAAUUACAAGAUUAGUGUAAUGACAAGACAGAUAUCUCUAUACAUAUAUAGAUGACCCAUGUUCUAAUCAAUUUCAUUGUUUUUCUGUCUUUGCCAUGAAAGCAGAAACUUCUAAUUCCACCUCAGAUUUGCAUGAUGAUUGCGAUGGUGGAAAAAAAUGAAUCCAUUAAUUUGUUAGGCUUCAAGGCUGAUCACAUGAUCUGAACUUCUCAGGCCCUGCCUUUCUCAGUUUCAACAAUACAGCACCGUAAGUCUUUUGAAAUCAGGUGGAUGCAGUUUAUUGUUGAGUCGAGGUUAAGAUCUAAGAAAAAGUAAAUAGUUUGUGCAAUGUAAAAAAUUAAAAUAUAGGAUUUAACCUCCCUCCACAAAUAUCUUGCUUGUAAUUUUCAUGCAGGCCCUCACUAGUUACGGUAGUCCUUGCUGACUGGCCCUGGCUGGUGAGGUCCAACAAACUAUGCUAAUACUGGAAAUCAUUCUAAUCCUUUGAGAUGUUGGUGUGAUGGAUACAUGAAAGAGAAGUGUAUAUAUUUUUAUGUGAUUUCACUGUUUGCCAUUCCACAUGUCUAAUGCCAGAUCUGUUAUUUGGUAAGUGAGAAAAGUUCUUCCUGAGCCGCAGCUUAGCCUCACAUACACUCCCCUCCAAAAGUAUUUAAACACUGAGGCCAAUCCCUUUAUUUUUUACUGUAGUCUGAAAACAUUUGGGUUUGACAUCAAACGAUGAAUUUGAAACAUUUCAGCUUUUAUUUUCAGGUAUUUACAUCUGGAUCUGAUACACAACUUAGACAUUCUACUUUUGUGAUGCUUUUCCAGGCUUUCACUUUUCUUUCAGUUGUUUGUUCUGGGGUUUUUUUAGCUUCAGUCUUCUCUUUAAAAGAUAAAAUGCAGUUCUAUAGAGUUUAAGUCUGGAGAUUGACUUCCACUUCUUGCCCCUGAUGAACUUCUUUGUUAUUUUGGCAGUGUGUUUUGGGUCAUUAUCUUGUUGCAUGAUGAACGAUCUCCCUAUGACUAUGGUUGCAUCUUUCUUUAAAUUGGCAGACAAAAUGUUUCUAUAGAAUUCUGAGAUAAUUUUGCUGCUGUCAUCAUGUGUUACAUCAUCAAUGAAGAGUAAAAAGUCCGUCCCAGAAAAAGACAUUCAAGCCCAAGACAUGACAUUACCUCCACUGUGUUUCACAGAUAAACUUGAACAUUUGGGAUCAUGAACAGAUCCUUUAUUUCUCCAAAUGUUAGCCUUUCCAUCACUUUGGUAAAGGUUUGUCUUUGUCUCAUCAGUCCAUAAAACUUUGUCCCAGAAUUUUAGAGGCUCAUCUCUAUACUUGGCCUUCCUGUUCCUCUUGUAAAUAAGUGGUAUGCAUCUUCUGGUGAAGCCUCUGUACUUUUUUUAAUGAAGUCUUCUGCCAACAGUAGACAAACCCUCUGGUUUUCAUGUUGGUUACACCUCUAACUAUAGAUGCAGUCUGCACAGGCAAAACCCAAAUCUGAAACUGAAUGUAAACAUUGAGCACUAUUUAUUGUUUAAAUAAUCAAGGUAAGAGGACACACCAGGGCAGCAAAACACACCUGUCAGUCACAUGUUCCAAUACUUUUGCUCACAUGAAAAAUAGGUGGGUUCAAAAGGUGCUAUCUUCUAGUUGUACAUCACAUUCAGAUGUAAAUACCUGGAAAUAAAAGCUGGAAUGAUCUCUUGUCUCAUAUUCAUUGUUUGAUGUCAAAUACAAAUGUUUUCAGUCUACAGUAAAAAUGAAGGAAUUGGCCUCACUAGUCCAAUACUUUUGGAGGGGACUGUAGGUAUUUAUGAAGCUCCUCUGCUGCCACUCUGGCGUGAUGCUCCUGUGAAAGAAAGACAUGACAGCUAGCGGAAGGCUCUGCUCCCAAUCAAUGCCAUGAUUAGGCUCAGGCUGCCAACAAACACUUCUCCGCCCACUUCAGCGCCAUCCCCAAAGUGGCUGUUUGGAAACAGAGUGCAGCCCUUUGCAUCUCUUCUAUUAGUGCUGCCGUCAGUGUCCUCCAGUGAUGCAUGAGGUGCAGUGGACGGACAGGUGGAGUCUGAAAGAAAAGCAGCUCUUCACAUGGCAUUGCUGAGCUGUUGUGUUUGGGGGUUUAUGUCCACAGAGGCAUAAAAAUCAUGGAUGACAUUGACAUUAGAGCAUAAAUUCUAUUAUCGUGUGGCUACUGGAGAAUUUAAAGCUUUGUAUUUGUUGUUUUUAUAUUAAUGUUCAGUGAAAGAUGUAAUUGAGACAAAUCUGAAUGAAAGUAAACACUGAUAGGGGUUGGAGUUAUAUGUCUGUAUGCAGAGUGGCCUUCUAUGAGGGUGUGUUUGAACCAAAAAGUGUGACAUGAUGUGUUAGAUUUGCUGUAUUUAUUUGCUUAAAACCACUUCUUACGAGUGUUCUUUUAAUCUGCCAUUUGUGUAACAGUGUCAGAGGUGCAAUAUUGUUGUCUUUGUCGUCGCUGCCUCGUUCCUCUGGUGUCAGAGCACUCAGGCCGCUCCUCCUUUAAUGUUGAGAGAUUAACACUGCUUACAUUUAAAUAUUUGCACUUUACCACUUACAGAUACAUAUUAAAGUUAUUGUGAUGACAUUGAACAGUACUGGCAGCCGUUUAACAAUGUAUAGUUUAUGAUAAAGAGGGAAAGCUGUGUGGUUCACCCAUAAAAGACCACAUUUACUGUGCUUUUUAAUGCAUUGCUCUUUGCUAUUGAUCUGCAUGUCACAGCAUUGCUACUUGGUUUUUGAGACCUUUUUAUAAUUGAUUUCUCCUGUCGGUGUUAAAAGGUUGUAACAGCUGCAAGAUUGGUUUUCAAUCGUUUUUUUGUGUGCAUAUCCAUACUAGAGCAGACUACUGAAUGAUGGAUAACUGGGGCAAAUGAACUUCUAGGUUUUACUGUUGAAAAAAUGCUGAAACACUGAAAAAAAUAACUCUUUAUGAGUACUGGAUCAGGUAGAAGAGACUGCUUUGUGUUCAGGAUCUUCUCAAGAGACACAGUAAUGGAUGAUCACAAGCUGACCUUGAUGAUGAAACAUUUAAUCCUCGAGAUAUGUUCUUACUUUAUAUUCUUCUGUUUUCUGUCUAUCACCUACUGAGUUAUCAGUAUAAAUCUACAGCACCUGUAUUUUAUUUAAGUUUACUUCCCAUAUUAAGGCAUGCAAGAAAAAGCGAACUCCUUUUUUCCUUAUUCCUUAGUCCGAUAUGUCAGCCAGUCUACAUAAGUCACAUUUCUUUCUGCCUGGAGAGAGGUCCCUUUAAAUGUUUGCCAAUUUUCACUAAAUGUUUUCUUUUUUGUACAUAUAAUACUGAAAACCCCUGAACGCAUCAUGUUUGGGUGGUUCUGCAGCACAUAAAUUCAAAUGGCCAUAACUCUGUGGCCACCUGUAAAUGCAGCACAGUUCAUCCUUCAUACUUCCAGGUUUCAGGUGGCAGAUCUGUGAUCCCCAUGCACAACAAAGGCUCAAACACACCAACUGUGCAGCCCAGACAGAGGUUUACUCUCUCAAUAAAUGCUCUCCAGCUUCAUGUUGUUGCUGCAGAGAAUCACAGGAGGGAGAAAAAUCAAUGAGUGCCGUUACCGCAGCACAGAGUGGGUGGCAGGGCUAAUUUUAUCAUGAUUUCAGGUCAUAAUUAUAUCCAAAGGAGGAGGACUGAGGGAGAGUGAGUGUGUACAUAGUAUGAAGUCAGGGACUCUGCGAUCACUGCUGUUCUGUGACUGUCCUGAUGUGUGUGAUGAAGGUGCCUGCUGUCUCUGUGUUUGUGUCUCGUGUCGUCUUGUGGAUUUCUCUGAAUGUACUCACUCGCCUGUGUCAAGUCACUAAAACAAAAGCAUGGCACAUCCCUAUGGAAUGCAGUUAUUACAAUGUAAAUAUGUACCAAUAUAUAUAUAUAUACAUAUAUAUAAUGAGCUAUUUUUUGCAUGCUUUUUGUACACCUAAACAUAAUCAAAGACAAUAAAUAAAUAAAAAACCUGAA
Messenger RNA from Acanthochromis polyacanthus (spiny chromis), 7985 nucleotides. It is a transcript of the gene camkk1a, whose product is annotated as calcium/calmodulin-dependent protein kinase kinase 1, alpha a. Gene Ontology annotation, biological process: protein phosphorylation; activation of protein kinase activity; CAMKK-AMPK signaling cascade. Gene Ontology annotation, molecular function: protein kinase activity; ATP binding. The coding region runs from base 679 to 2214 and encodes 511 amino acids. The record is from RefSeq and is a predicted model, not a curated record. NCBI's taxonomy places the organism in Eukaryota, Metazoa, Chordata, Actinopteri, Pomacentridae. The transcript is spliced from 17 exons.